Molecule: messenger RNA, 946 nt
Organism: Paramacrobiotus metropolitanus
Lineage: Eukaryota; Metazoa; Tardigrada; Eutardigrada; Parachela; Macrobiotidae
Exons: 2
Coding region: 72-728 (218 amino acids)
Source: RefSeq, a predicted model, not a curated record
UCGAAGCGUUGUUCAGUCGCUUGCCACUAAGUGUCACCCUACUGCAAACGUCACCUUUGCAGUAGUGAAUUAUGCAUUCCGCCAGCAUUGUUCUCUUAGCGCUGGUCGGCUGCUGCGCACUGCAGCUGACCUUUGCUAAGAGUCAGCCGGACUGGAAUCGUCAACGUGGCCGCUCCAACGGACAACAAGAGGGCAGGCACACGCGGAGGAAAAGUUGUAGUUGCACGAGUUGCACAGUAGCGGUUAAGUUCUUUUUAUGUCCUGUACUUUGCUUUACUAGUAUUUGUUCUCCUUUACUAUAUACUUUGCUAUCCUUUACUGCCCUUAAAAUGACUUUUCCUCCAAAUGUGCCUGCUAUGGACAACAAUCCGAUACAAGAACUCGAACGAAUCAGCAGCGAACACCAUCCAGUGGAUCCCGAACGGGGGGUGCGGGAAAAGACUCGUCGAUUCCGACUGGUCCAGGUGGUCCAGGUGGUCCAGGCGGCCCAGGCGGACCAGGCGGGCCAGGUGGCCCAGGAGGUCCAGGGGGACCAGGAGGACCAGGUGGACCUCCCCAACAGCAGAAUAGUGCCGGUUCGCAGCAAAACGGCCAGCAACAGCAGCAGCAACAACAACAACAACAACAGCAAAGUAAUCCAUCCGGAAAUAAACCAACAUGCAGUGCUUAUUCCUGCGGCUUCCAGGGUGAUCCAUCUUGCAAAACGAAUUAUCCCAAUCAAAACUUAGAAUGUUGUGCUUGUACUGGUAGUUUUUCAUAUUCCUGCAUCAGCGCCCCAGGCGGAAAAUAAUUAGGCGUUUUCGCUUGGCAUCGGUGAAUAGUCCGGCCGCUUUACCGGCAUUUUAUUUGGUGCAUCUGCAGCUAACGCAUUACAUGCAAUUGUAAAAAAUUUAUGCGGAACCAGUGAGUGCGUUAUGAGAGGUUAACUUGAGUAAAGUACUGCAGU